CCACGCGCCCCCCAGCAAAGGCUCCCGGGAGCAAGCAGAGAGCAGCCGCGCACUGGGCAGAGCGGGUCACGUGCCUCCCGCUAAAGCGAACGGCGGCUCUUCUGCGGUUGGCACAGAGCCCAAAACGAGGUGUGGCUGUAAAGGCGGUGGCUGCUGCUGCUGCCUGUGGUAGUCGUCGACGCCGCCGCCGCCGCCAUCAUGUGCUCGGUGCUGCCCAGCCCAGGCAAUUCCCUCACGCUGCGCGUCUCCUUCGUGGAGAUCCACCCGGAGGCUCCCCUGGUGAGGCUGUGGGGGUUGUCCGGGGAGCGGCGGGAGGAGUACCGGCGGCUGACCGAGGAGGUCCAGCUGAAGGCUGGGCCCCGCUUAGCGGGCGGCCCCGGCCGAGAGGGAGGCCGAGGCGGCGAUGCGCUGGCGCUGGGCGAGCUGUGCCUGGUGGAGCUGGGCGGGCGCUGGCAGCGCUGCCGCGUGGUGAGCCUCCAGGCGGGGCCCGGCCAAGCCUACCGCGUCUUCCUGCUGGACGAGGGCCGCACGGUCAGCGCCGGGCCCUACUACCUGGCGCGCGGCCCCGACGAGCUCUUCCACCUGCCCUCCGAGGUCCUGGGCUGCAUCCUGGCUGACCUGGUCCCGCCCGGGCGGAUCGGGCCCACCUUGACUGCCGCCUCGGGGGAACCGAAGGUCUUGGCCUCGCUGGGCUCCGGGGUGCUGAGCUUCAGCUGGACGGCGGGCGCGGUGGAGUUCCUGGGCUACCUGCACGGCAAGGAGGUCUCCGGCCUCGUCCGGGAAGUGCUGAUCCCGCAGCGCCUGGUCGUGUUGGAGCUGCCCUGGCUCCUGGCGCAAAUGCACCACCUGGGGCUCGCCAGCCAGAUCUCCCCCGGCGCCUUCCGCACGCUGCUCGGCAGCUCCCUCAAUUGCACUGACGAUGUCGUCGUCCCCCCGCCAGAGCGGCCUUCCUCCCCGCCUCAGACCGCCGCCACCGUCGCAACUCGAAGCCCGCCAGUUUCUGGCCCCUUGGAUUACUUCUAUCCUCGGCUGGAGUUAGAUGUGACCGAGCCCGUGUUGGUGACUCAGAUCUCGGAUCCUCACCGAGUGUACUGCCAACUGCGCAGCCUUUCCAAAGAGAUCCAGCGACUCUCGGGUGCCAUGUACCAAGCUUUUGAGGCAACCAAAGGAAAAGACCUCCAAGAGGCUUUGCCCACCUCAGGUUCCCCCUGUGCUGCCCGCGGCAUAGAUGGAUGCUGGUACCGAGCUUUACUGCUGGAGGUAUACCCUGGGGUUGGUCCAGAGGAGCAGCCAGGGGCAGUGGCCCAAGUGAUUUGUGUAGACUAUGGCAGGAAGGAGUUUGUGACCAAGAGAAACCUGCACCGCUUGCCAGCUGAGUGUUUCCGCAUGCCGGUGGUAACCUACCCUUGCUCACUGCAGGGUAUCACAGAUGGGGGCUGUGGCUGGGCUCGCUCACAAAUCAGUGAACUUAAAACAUUGCUGUUGGGCAAGGUGGUGCAAGCACGCAUUGAAGCUUAUUGUCCCUUUGAGCACCUCUAUUAUGUGACCCUCUAUGGGGAAGAUGGCCUCAACCUUAACUGUUUAUAUGGGGUACAGGCUCAGUGCCUGGCCCAGAGCCUCUUGUAUAGCAAUCGAGGUGUGGAAACACUGGAUGCCCCUGCUGAAAAAGAGCUGGGCUCUCUGUUGGGAACACAGCCUGCAGUGGCUGUUGCCUCACUGCCUGGUGUGCAUCUGAAGGCAGGUGAGUUCCACAAUGCCCAGAUAUCCUUCCUCCAAGACCCCACAGAGUUCUGGGUGCACCUCCAGGAGCAUUAUCAGCCCCUCAGUCAUCUGAAACAGAACUUGCAUGACUUCUACUCUCAGAGUAAGAAACUGGAGGGUAUUCUGCUUGCACCCCAGCCAGGAUCACUGUGUUGUGUCAUGUUGAAAGAGAACUUUUACCACCGUGCCCUGGUCACCAAGGUGCAGGGGAAGGGCAUUGAGGUGUAUCUGGUGGACAGGGGAAGCACAGAAAUAGUGGAUUUGUAUAAGGUAAAGGAGCUCCUUCCCCAGUUCAGAGAACUUCCUGCUGUCGCUCUCAAGUGUGCAUUGGCCAAUCCUUCUUCCCAGAGUCAGUCAUGGAGCCCAGAUGCUGUAGGCUACUUCAGGGAAGCAGUGUUAAACAAGGAGCUUGUGAUCCAGGCCCUAGGCAUGCAAGGGGACAUCUACAUUGUUGAACUUUUUGAUUAUUCCUUGGCAGGAGAAAAAAAUUUGGGCAAAAUAAUGUCCCAGGGGAAUUAUCCUGAGCAAUAUAAGGAUAAGGCACUAAAGCCCCUCCAGAAAGUAAAUGAUGAGCCUUUGGAGGUGAGUCCUGAAGAACAAGUUGCAGAAGAGAAUUCUAGAGCUACCCAAAACCUUUCACUCUGCCCAAUGCAAAAUGGUUCUGAAAUAAAGCCAGGAUUUUCUUGUGAAGAGCAGCUGGAUGUUGGAAGUACAGUAGAUGUGGUAGUAUCCUAUACAGAAAAUCCUGGUCUUUUCUGGUGUCAAUUAGCUAAGAAGGCUCAUGAACUAAAAGCACUUAUGGCUGAAAUUCAGGAUUAUUGUAAACAUUCAGCACAGCCUCAUGACUGGCCAAACCCUGUAUGUUUGGCUAAGUACUCGGAGGAUGAGAAGUGGUAUAGAGCUCUUAUUGUUUCUGCAGUGCGACAUACAGAAGAGGUAGAUGUUGUAUAUGUUGACUAUGGGAAUAAAGAGCUUGUUUCGCUGAAGAAUCUUCGUGCAACUAAAUCAGACUUUCUGAAGUUGAAAGCUCAAGCUUUCAGAUGUAGCCUUUACAAUCUAAUUCAGCCAAAUGGUGAGGAUCCUUUGGUUUGGGAUGAGAAAUCCACUGAAGCUUUUCAGGAAUUUAUGGAUUUGGCAAGCAAACAAGAAUUGAAAUGUACCAUAUUUGCCUUAGCAGCAUUGAACAAUACAGAUUUCGUUAAUAUUGUGGAUCUUAUUACACCCUUUGAAAGUGUUUGCUGUUCUCUAACAAGGCAGGGUUUAGCCAGAUGUGUACAGCCAGAAAAACCCCUGGCAUCAUCUGUUCAUCUUCGCUCAUUCUAUUAUUCAACACAUGAUCUCAAAAUAGGAAGUGAAGAGGUGGUUUAUGUUACACAUGUCAAGGAUCUCUCUCUCUUUUACUGCCAACUUGCCAGAAGUGCAAAUGUUCUUAGACAAUUGACUAGUAGUAUUAGUAAACUUGGCAAAGUACGGCACAGUUUGCAAGCCUCACAAGCAGCUGGACAUUUAUAUCUUGCAAAGUAUACCGAUGGCUACUGGUAUAGGGCAAUAGGUAUUUCAGCAAAAGCUAUCAAAGAAAUCUUCUUUGUGGACUUUGGAAAUACACAGUUGCUAAGGAACGAAGACCUGGUUGUAAUACCACAUGAUGCCUAUGAAAUACUGCUUUUGCCAAUGCAAGCCAUAAAAUGUUCUCUUGCUGAUGUUGCUGAUGUGACAAAAGAUGCUGUUACGUGGUUUGAAAAGGUGGUAUUAGAUAAACCCUUAAAGGCUUCAGUUGUAGCAAAAGAACCUGAUGGAAAAUUGAUAGUUGAACUAUAUGAUGGUAAAAUGAAGAUCAAUGCAAUGCUGAAAGAGAGUUUAGGUUUGCAGCACAGCAGAAGGGUGGCCAGAUAUGCAGAAAAAGGAGCCUCAGUUCCUAGAUAUUCAUACAGCAGGGAAGCAAGUACUGAGACUAGAAAGCCACCCUUGAAAGACCAUGUGAAACCUGCUGCUGAGUUCAAGAGAUUGCAGACUGAAAAUCUAGAAACACCCAACUGUAGCAAACCCAGUACUGUGUGCAGAGAUGCAAGACCAUUUCAACAGAAAGCCGGUGAGAUAGGCGCAAAGUGUUCUGGAACAGUGGAAAGAUGCAGCAGAAAUGACCCUAUAGUAGAUAGGAAGGGCAGGGAUUAUGCACUCUUUACAAAGAGAGAAGAGAGGUCUGAUAACUUGAAAAACAGAGAUCAGAGUGAAAUUAAUACAUGCUCUUCACUUAAAAAAAUUUGUGAUCUGCCUCAAAAAAACAUAAGCCCCGGUCUUAAAGCUUUGGUUUAUGCUUCUCAUAUAAAUAAUCCUUCUGACUUUUACGUUCAACUUGUAGAAGACGAGCCUCUGCUUGACCGCAUUUCAGAGAAACUAAACAAUUCUAAAAAAAUGGAGAGCCUAAAUGGGCAGCAGCUUCACAUAGGAGACUUAAUAUGUGCAGUAUUUUCAGAAGAUGGCUUGUGGUAUCGAGCGGUAAUCAAAGAAAAGCCCUCUGGUGAAUCGGUGAGUGUACAGUAUAUUGAUUAUGGCAAUAGCGCAGUAGUUGAUACCUGCAAAACAUGUAGACUUGCAGAAGACUGUUUAUCAUGGCCAGUGAUGAGCAUUCACUGCUCACUAGAUGGAAUCAAGACGACAGAACUCCCAGACUGGGCACCGGAGACAGUGCAGUAUUUUUCUCAGAGGAUAAAUGAGAUUCAGAUGAACAGUGAAUUUGUGGGGAAACUUAAAAACAAAUGGGAAAUUGUGCUGUACGACCAAGAAGGCAAUGUGAUUGUGGAUUUGCUUAACAGUGACCUUGCAGAUCAAACUUCGUUGGGGACAUCUGAUGAAAAAGAGAGUGUGGGUGACCUGAUAAAUCUGUAUGAAGCUGCUGCUCCUGUUGAGCAUAGCAUAUCUACAGAUAUGCCAGAUUCUAAAAGCUUCCUCUGGAAGAUACCUGAGGUAGGUCAGGCUGUAAAAACCUUUUCAGUAGUUGCAAAGAGUCCAGGAUGUUUCUGGUGUCGAUUUGCUGACACAGCCGCUAUUUCUUCAAUUGAAAAGAAGCUUCAGGAAGUUGGAGAGCUUGCAGAAACAAGUGUAGAUGAUAUUAAAAGUGGCUGCCCUUGUUUAGCAAGGCAUAGCAGAGAUAAAAAGUUUUACCGAGCAGUAGUUAGCUGUGUAGAGGGCAAUGCCUUGAGAGUCGUUCAUAUUGACUAUGGGACUGAGGAGCUUGUCAGCAAAGAGAUGAUCAGGCAAAUUUCUGAUGAGCUCUUAACAAUACCCCCUCAAGCAUUUCUGUGUUGUCUCUUUGGCUUUCAUCCUGCUGAAGGGAUAUGGACUGAAGGAACAAAUAAGAUCUUCUCUGAUGUGCUGGUGGAUUCUCUGUUGGACGUUACUGUCGUGGAAAAACAAAAUGAUGGACUUAGGGGAAUUCCCCUAUUUGUUGUUAAGUUGGAAUGUCAAAAGAAAAGCAUCUGUGAGCAAGUGAAGUCCUUUUGGAAACUUGAGACUGAAGCCAGUGGACCAACUUUGGCAAAUGUUGACAACCCUGAAGGACAAAAGGAAGAUGUAGAUGAGGAUUCUGAGGCUGUUCUGUUUGAAGCGGAAGAAUCUGUUGGCAUUCCUGUGGCUGCAAAAAAUACUGCUGUUUCAGAAGACUUAUGUUCAGAGCUAUCCCAACCCAUGGGUAAGAGUUUACUUGCGGCAGGAAGCAGAGUUUCAUUGGAAAUGCAUCCUUUCAUUUCAUCUGAAUAUCAAGCCAGGCACCAGCAGGACACCUUCGAAGCACUUGAUACAGGGCACCCACAAACCAUGCUGGAAACACUGAAUAAUGAAAUGGUCUACUCUGUAUCUGAAGAAGAAAGGGAUGUACCAAAUUCUAUAGAUGUUUGUAAAUUGCACCUUCCUUCUGAGAUGUUAGAACAGGAUCCUUUCAAAAUUCUGGACAAGAUUGAACGCCAAACAGAACUGUUGAUUCAGAAUACACUCAAAGCACAGCUGUCUUUGGGUGAUGAAAAGGGCUUGUCAAACCUGGUGCCCUUCGAAGUGCCUUCUUCCUCUGAUGACACCAAGCAGCUGCUGCUAGAACUGGAGAUGUUAAGAACGCACUCAUCAGAAGCCAUGUCGGAAUGCGAGUCAAUUGAAGGGAAUUCUCUUCUAUGUGAAGAAACAAGCAAAGGAUCAGAACUGGGCUUGCUUGAAGUGUCGCUUGCAGAAGAGGAGUUAGUGGUGUGCUCCGAAGUGCAUCCUUUGCAGGCUGAUGACAUGGAGGAUGAGUUCCCACUGGAUCUGCCUACUCUUGCCCCUCCUGCAGAUAAUGAAGACCAGUCAUCCUGUUCAGAAACUGAAUUGAACCAGCAAGACCCUGUGGGCAAUAAAGACAUUGUGGAACAGUGGGGAACAGAAAACAAAACCGACAGUUCUGUAAAAUGGCAGUCUAGGCUGGACAAGAGCUCCGUGGAAGUGCAAAUCAGUCAUCAAGCAUGUGAAGGGCUUGCAGAGAACACCUAUGGGGAUGUUUGUUCGAGAAGCACGCUGCUAGAUGGAGAGGAAGUUGAAACUUCAAGUUCUGGUGCAGCAGAAAGCAAUGCAACCACUUGCAGUUUAAAGGGAUUUGAUAUUGGUUCCAAGUGCAUGGUACGGUCAGGUUUGCAAUGGUACGAGGGUCAGAUUUUAGAAGUAUCUGCUGAAUAUACAAAGGUUUUGAAUCUUUCAAGUGGAGAUGAAGAGAGAGUCAAUCCUAUAAAUGUUUGGAAUGGGAUUCCUGAAAUGGAUUCAGAUCUAACUGAGACUUUACACAGUAAAGAACAUACCUUGUGUCCCAUGCCAGCAGGUGAUUUGGCGAUUGAAGGUUUCCCAAAAGAUGGUGAUAGGGAAGCAAAAGAAGUGGCUUGUAGUUCAGAUGAUGAUUCUGUGUGCUGUGGCGAAAGCAGUGAAAGUGCACCCGAAUGAUAGUCUUCUUGCACAGAAGUUUCCCCUGGUUUUGGUACUGAUGACACAAAUGGGUCCGUCCUGUCCCAGCCAGGAGCAGACUUUGGUGUGGACUAGCACUGGCAUUUGUCUUGAAUGUCUAAGAUUGUUUCACUUUUGCAGCAUGUUUGUGAAACAUGCAUUUUCAUGCAUAUUGAGUGCACUUCAAAUAAAAUAACUCAAAAGAACCAAAUCUGUUGCUGUAUGGAAGGCUUUGUAUGUUGAUGCUUUCAUUUUUUUUGUUCAAUGAAACAAUAAAGCUUGUACUAUAGUGUU
This is a messenger RNA of Hemicordylus capensis (graceful crag lizard), 7008 nucleotides long. It is a transcript of the gene TDRD6, whose product is annotated as tudor domain containing 6. NCBI's taxonomy places the organism in Eukaryota, Metazoa, Chordata, Lepidosauria, Squamata, Cordylidae. The record is from RefSeq and is a predicted model, not a curated record. Bases 199 to 6714 code for a protein of 2171 amino acids. The transcript has 7 exons.